Molecule: messenger RNA, 2759 nt
Organism: Sorex araneus (European shrew)
Lineage: Eukaryota; Metazoa; Chordata; Mammalia; Eulipotyphla; Soricidae
Gene: CLCF1
Product: cardiotrophin like cytokine factor 1
Exons: 3
Coding region: 840-1877 (345 amino acids)
Source: RefSeq, a predicted model, not a curated record
AGCAGAGGGACCGCCUUCCAGGUAACCCGCCCCACCCUCGCCGGCCCGGGACCAAUAAUCUGCAGAAGCCGCUAGGGACCCAGCCGGCCUCGGGGACCGAGUGACCGCCCCGUGGGGACGUGGGCCUGGCUCCCCCCGGCCGCUUCCUCCACACUGUCUGCCCUGCUUGCUUGGCCGAGAGGGAGGAAGGGGGAGGCCCCAGAACUCAGGGAGGGUCCAGGCUUAGGGGUCCCCGAGGUAACCCUGCCCAGCGGGUCCCCACCCAGGCCCGCGGCAGGAGGGGGCUGGGCAAUGGCCGCCACCCACAGCCUGCGAGGCCCUGCGGCCCGGCGUGGACGAGGGAAAGGAUGUGCGAAGCGGGGCUGAGUGUGUCCAUCGCCUCGCGGGCAGCGCGCGGGUGAGUCACCGCGAAGCCUCUACUGAUUAAUGAAUGACAGGCCCCCGCCGAGUGAGUCCUGCCCCGGACAGGGCAGCCCCUGUGACCCGCGGGCCAGCCCCGCGCUGCCCUCUCCCGGCGCCCCCCCACCCCCCGGCAUUAGUCACCUGCCCCGGCCCAGCUUUGGAAAUGGGACAGGCGGCAGGGACAAUAGGGCGGGGGUUGGGGGGGGGUCAGCCCAGACAAAGGGCAGCAGGAAAAACACCAUCACCCGCUGGAGGCCGGCUAGCUGGCAUCUGGGAAAUGUGUCACUGCCUUUUCUCGGGGGAGGGGAGGGCGGGAAGGUUAGCCACGGGCAGGCCGAGGUAGGGUGCAGCGGGGACCCCCGGGUCGGCAGGGGACCCCCUGGGGGGCGCGCGGGCAGGGGCGGCUCCCCGCUUCCCGCGAGUUCGCAGACCGAGGGAUGCCCUCCCCGCCCCCGGGGCGCCCGCAGGAGGCCCAGGGUGGGACCGCGCCGCCUCGCCUCACCUCACCCCCCCCUCGGUGCAGUGGGAGGGAGAGGAGCCCCAGAAGCCCUCCCUUCCUCCUCCCCCGCCUCCCCCACCCCGGGGAGGGCCGCUACAAUUUGUGGUUACAGCUUUACACGUCAGAAAAAAAAAAAAAAGUUUGCAGAAUGUCCCACACCGAAAAAAAAAAUCCGAAACCGAGCGAAAAAAACCUGCGAGUGGGCCUGGCGGAUGGGCUUAUUAAGGCUCCGCGGAGCGCGGCGGCUCCACUCCGCCCGCCUCCGGGAGAGCAGCCGCGCGGCGCCCGCGGCCCCAUGGACCUCCGAGCAGGGGACUCGUGGGGGGUGCUCGCCUGCCUGUGUACUGUGCUCUGGCACCUCCCCGCGGUGCCGGCCCUCAACCGCACUGGGGACCCCGGGCCCGGGCCCUCCAUCCAGAAAACCUACGACCUCACCCGCUACCUGGAGCACCAACUCCGCAGCCUGGCCGGGACCUAUCUGAACUACCUGGGCCCCCCUUUCAACGAACCGGACUUCAACCCGCCCCGGCUGGGCGCCGAGACUCUGCCCAGGGCCACCGUCAACUUGGACGUGUGGCGGAGUCUCAAUGACAAACUGCGCCUGACCCAGAACUACGAGGCCUACAGUCACCUCCUGUGCUACCUGCGCGGCCUCACGCGCCAGGCGGCCACGGCUGAGCUGCGCCGCGGCCUGGCUCACUUCUGCACCAGCCUGCAGGGGCUGCUGGGCAGCAUUGCGGGCGUGAUGGCCGCCCUGGGCUACCCGCUGCCCCAGCCGCGGCCUGGCGGGGAGUCGGCGUGGGCGCCGGGCCCCGCGCACAGCGACUUCCUGCAGAAGAUGGACGACUUCUGGCUGCUCAAGGAGCUGCAGACCUGGCUGUGGCGCUCGGCCAAGGACUUCAACCGGCUCAAGAAGAAGGUGCCACCGCCGCCCUCGGCCGCCGUGACCCUGCCCCUGCCGGCCCGCGGCUUCUGAGCUGGGCCCCUCCCACCUCCGCUGACCCCGGCCUGCUCGGGCCAGGAACCCUGGGUGCCCGUGCGGUGGGGCGAGUGGGCGCGAGCCUGUCCCUGCCCGCUGCGGGCGGGCGGGGGUGGGGGGGCGAGAGACCCGUCCCCCUCCCUGCUUCCCGGAGGCCACCAGGUCUGGGGAAGAGGUGCAAUAGACUCAUCCCGUCGCCCAGCUCCGGCUGUCCUGGGAAGCCAGCCGGGAGAGCGGGGACGGGCCGCCACAGCACGUGCCUUUUUGGGGUCAAGCCCUUUGGCUGCCCCAGUUCCCAGGGUGGGGGCUCCCCCCCCACCCCAAUUACUCAGCCCGCCGGGUUCGGGAAGCACACGGGAUGGCGAGUCCGGACAGGAAGAGCCAGGGUUCUACCUGGGAGCGGUGGGGUGUGCCCCGGGGUGCCUGACACGCAGACCUUGGGGGGGGGGGCCGGGAGGAGGCUGGCCAGGGGCGCGCACAGCUCGGGAGCAGGCCCCUUGGCUCUCUUGCCGGCACCGGGCUGCCCCCUCUCGGACCCCCUUCCCGGGGCAUCUGUGGGUUGCCCAGGCUGGGGGCGGGCAGCCACAGCCACAGAAUUUCCUGAAAGUUUACAUUGCCGUAGCAUCUUGGGGGGUGGGGGACUGCUCCCCCAGGCCCUGCUCCCCAGGCCCACCCACUCAUGCCUCUAAGUUUGUUGUAUUAAUAUUUAUUUAUUUGGAGAUGUUAUUUAUUAGAUGAUAUUUAUUGCAGAAUUUCUAUUCUUGUAUUAACAAAUAAAAUGCUUGCCCCAAGCUCCCUGCCUCACUGGCUUCGCCCUUCCAGGCUCGCUCCCUCGCCCUCCGCCCCGGGGGGUCUUAGGGUGCCAAAGGCCAGGCAAGA